AUGAUGGACACAUAUCACGGACACGUACGGACGCCUGCAGACGCGAUCAAGCUAUUCGAAGCGUGUCGUCUAGGCUUGUUACCACGAGUACAGCGAAGACUUUCCGAGAAGGAGAGACAGUCAAUCAAGUCGGGAUCAGUAUUUGUAUGGGAUGAGCUGGAAGCGGGAAUGAGAAGAUGGACCGAUGGGAAAUCAUGGAGUGCCAGCAGAGUUUCCGGAAGCUUCUUGACAUAUAGAGAGAUGGAAGGGAAGAGAGGUGGAGGAGGCUUUGCACAAACACCAGUACGAAGAACGACGGGAAAGACACCAGAUAGUGGCAAAGGAAGUGAUGAGGACCUGGAUAUGGAUGGCGAGGGACCAGAUGGGUACAGAUACAAGCCGGACGGGUUGAUGAAGCAAUCAUUCAGCAUCACUACAACGACAAACAGACAUCUUCAUCUGAUCAGCUAUUACUCUCGGCCAAGCCAUAACUCCCCAGAGCUUCUACAGCCAACAACGGAUCCAGCACUUCGGCACAUCGUCCCAGUUAAAGGAUUGUACCCAGAGUCAACUGUACACGAGGCACAAGGUCCACCAGUCACUCGAAGUCCUAUGCAGCACAGCCCAUAUAUGCAACCCCAACAUCCAGUACAACAUCUUCAAGCUUCCCCAGGUCAUCGAGGUCAACCAUAUGCAUAUCAAAUGCCUCCAGCAUAUUCAUGGGGGCCACCAUCUCCAAUGUCAACGCCCCCAUACCCACAAUACCAAGGCCAUAUGUAUAACUCGGCACUUCCACCCCCACCACCUUACCAACAACACAGCCCCCGUCAACAACAUGGAGCACCUCAAUACCCGAUGAAUGGUCAGUCAACCGCGUACGAUCGUCCACCACCGCAUAUUUCAGAUCCUUCACAUCCACCACCACCUAGUCUUCGAGGCAUGAGUACCGCUACCGCACAGAAUCUGAUGCCACGAUAUGCAGGUAUGCCACCGCGCGUAGACCAGAGGAUGCUUGCUCAACAACAGGCACAACUUGCCCAAGGUGCAAUGUUGGCGGUUGGAAGAAUGAUUGAUCCUAGACUUGGAGAACCGAGACUACCACCGGUGCAGAUCAACUCUCCACCCAGACAAUCAACACCACCACAGACCAAGUCAACCUCUCAGGCCACAACACCUAAAUCAAACAAAGGCCCAUCAUCACCAAAAGGCGGCAGUCCCAAACCCAACAACGCCGAAUCAAGCACGCAAGCUCAAAGCAUCCCAAGCAUCUCGGCCUUGGUCCACGCCACCGACUCCGUCAGCGUCAUGUCCGACAACAAAAGCAACAGCUCCCGUCCUGGCAGUAAAUCACCACGUGAAACCCCCCGCGACGUGGAGAAGCCAAAGGAUAUCCCGCACGACAAGCUUAAUAUCAUUGGUGAGGAUCAACGCGCCAUCCGCGUGCUCGAUCGAAAGUUUUUCUAA
This is a messenger RNA of Glarea lozoyensis ATCC 20868, 1443 nucleotides long. RefSeq lists its product as uncharacterized. The transcript has a single exon. Gene Ontology annotation, molecular function: DNA binding. The coding region runs from base 1 to 1443 and encodes 480 amino acids. The record is from RefSeq and is a predicted model, not a curated record. NCBI's taxonomy places the organism in Eukaryota, Fungi, Ascomycota, Leotiomycetes, Helotiales, Helotiaceae.